GCAGUGAGCAUAGCAAAAGAGAAAAUCAAACGAGAAAGAAGGAAAGGCGAAGAAGGAAAAGAACUAACAAAAACCUAUUAUUCUAUAGAAAAUUCGUAUAAUGAAAGCCAGCACAUUUGAUUGGCUGCCAGUGCUGUUUCUGCUGCUGGCCAUGGCUCUGGCCUUGCGCAGCGAGCCGCGGCACGCGACUUGCGACAAUGAGCAGCGGUACGAGAAUCAGGUGAUGUGCGCGGGCGUGCAAUUCGGCCACAGUGCACCCUAUCCGGACAACUGCAGCUUGUUCCUAGUUUGCGAUUGUGAAUACCCCACUGUGAAGAUGUGCCCAGCGCAUUUGUGGUGGAAUAAUAAAACGCAGAUCUGUGACUGGCCACAGAACACGAAAUGCAUUUACUACGACAUCCCGACAACAACCGGCGCGUACAGCCCUACUUCAACUCCUACUCCAUUUCCGGUGGCAAACAGUACGCAGGAAAAUCGCCCAACAACUGAGGAGAAUUGGCCCACAUCGGACUAUGAUCCUCCACCGCCACCACCGGGCAUUGCGGAAUCAUUCUGCAAGAAUUUCAAGGAUGGUUCGGUGCAUCGUUAUCCAUACGAUUGCAAUGCCUAUAUCAAUUGUACGCACGGCUGGCCAGUGCUGAACUAUUGCGAUUAUGAUAAGGUCUUCAAUCAGCUGCUGUGCAUUUGCGAUACGCCAGAUACCGCUCACUGUGAGCCACUGCCAUUGCCGUCAUCGACGACAACAACCACAGAAGAGCCAACAACAGUACCAACAACAAUAACCACAGAAGAGCCAACAACAACAACCACAGAGGCAACUUCAACCACUGAAGAGGGCGAGUGUAGCCCACCGCCUCUUGGCAUUAAUGAGGAUUACUGCUACGAUUUGGGCAACGGCUUCUACGAGUAUCCCUACAAUUGCAGUGCGUACAUUACGUGUCGCAGUGGUUGCACCAGCAUGGCCUAUUGCAUACCCGACAAGCUCUUCAACCCGCUGUGGCACAUCUGCGAUACGCCCAAUUCGGUGGACUGUAGACCCAAGCCAUAUCCGACAACGACAACGUCAGCAACAACAACGACGGGUGGCGGCAGCACUGGAGACACCAGCAGCUCGAGCAGUGGUGCAGAGACAAGCACAACGCCAGUGCCCACAGAAGCCAGCAGCACCACAAUUGCGACGACGACAACGCCCGCAUUGCCGGCAGAUGUUAAUCCCAAUCUGUGCAAGGACAAGCCAGACAACUUCCUCUUUCCCUAUGCCGCCGACUGCUCGAAGUACCUGCAGUGCAAGGACCAUCAGGUGAUUGUGGGUCAGUGUGCUCCGACGCUGCUCUUCAAUCCCGUUCUGCUGAUUUGCGACUCUGCCGAAGAUGUGGACUGCGAGGGCGAUCGCAGCACAACGCCUGUCACCAGCAGCACCACUGAUGCGCCCACAACGCCAACGAGCAGCACAACCACCGUGACGACGACGCCCGCUACCACACCUGGGCCAGCCGAGCUGUGCGCCACUGAGCCCCUCGGAACCUCAUAUCCGUACGAGCAGGAUUGUGAAUAUUACAUUCUAUGCCUGGGCGACGGCGAGUUCUAUAUUGCCAGAUGCAUUUCGAAUACAUACUUCGAUCCAAAGACGGGUGAGUGUGGCCCGAAUGUAUCGCCGACAGCUUGCAGGGAGCAGGAUGCGACCACAACCACAACGGCAGCAACAACAACAACAACAACAACAACGACGAUGACAAAGACAACAACGGAAGCUGUCAGCACCAUUUCGACACCUAGCACUAGUGUGGCAACAACGCCCCAGCCAUCGGGCGGCAUAUGUGGCAAUAAGGAUGAGGGCGAAAUGAUUGCCUAUCCGAACGAUUGCAGCAAGUAUAUUGUCUGUGUGUCGCCCAUUCCGGUUGGCUUCUACUGCACGCCCGGCUCCUACUUCAGUGCCCGGCAGCAGCAGUGCGUGAGCUGGGAGGAGAGCGACUGCGACAAGGAGACGGCCACAACACCUGGCUCUGGCCACACCCAGGCACCCUUGGAGCCGACCAUGUGCACGAACAGCACUCGGGACACGUUCCCCUAUCCGGACAACUGCCAGUGGUUCAUACGCUGUGUCAACGAUUACAUCUACAUGAUGGAUGUGUGCAACUGUGGCGAAUACUACGAUCCGAUAAGCGGCAAAUGCGGUGCUGACGUGCCAUCGGAUGCCUGUCGCUGGGACUACACCUCAACAACAGCGGCAACAACAACUGAGACAACGCCGGAGCCUACACCACCCGUCACCCGUCCACCGCCACAAAAGGGUCCGUGUGACGGAGCAGCCGAUGGCGAACUGGUGCCCUAUCCCAACGACUGCUCCAAGUACAUCAAAUGUGAUCGCCCCAUUGCUGCCGCCUACGACUGCGCCGAAGGCGAUGAGUUCAGUCCGGAGCUGCGUAAGUGUAUGGAGGCAUCGCUAGCCAAUUGCAACGUUGGCACAACACCCAGCUGGCCCGGCUCAACAACUACCGAGAUAUCUACAACCUCUGAGACUUCCCCAACAACCGAGCCUUCCACAACCACCGAACCUUCUACAACACCCAGUCCUUCCACAACCAUCGAACCAUCUACAACUCCAAGUCCUUCCACAACCACUGAGCCUUUGACAACCACCGAACCUUCAACAACCACUGAGCCUUUGACAACCACCGAACCUUCAACAACUCUCAGUCCUUCCACAACCACUGAGCCUUUGACAACCACCGCGCCUGCCUCAACUCCCAGUCCUUCCACAACCACCGAACCUUCCACAACUAUCGAGACUUCGACAACUCCAGAAUCUUCGACCACUUCUGAUAUACCCACAACUAUUGAGCCACCCACAACAACCACCAGCAGCUCCAGCACAGCUCCAGAGUCAACAACCACAGAGCAGACGACAACGCCAGCGCCUUCAGGCGGCAUUUGCGGCAAUAAACCAAAUGGAAGCCUUGUUCCAUAUCCAAAUGAUUGUGAAAAAUAUAUUGUAUGUCAAGAGCCCAUACCCAUUGGCUAUGAUUGUCCCGAAGGCUUGGAAUUCAGCCCCACAGAGCUGCAGUGUAUGGAUCCGGAACUGGCCAACUGUAGACCAGAACCCACAACGGCAGCAACAACAACUUCUCCAGCUACUCCAACUACUACGCCUGGCACUACCGUGUCUACCACUCCAAUUACUCCAGACACUUCCAGUACAGCAGUCGAUACUACUAGUCCGAGUACUCCAGAGACUUCGAGCACUACCACAACGCCAAUCACAACCGAGAUGCCGUCAAGCACCACGUCUGAGACAACGCAGCAGACCACAACUUCAGGACCCACAACAAUACACCCGGAUACGCCAAACAUAUGCUGCGGUCAUCCGCUAGGCACCAUUUUGCCAUACCCGAACGAUUGCAAUCGCUAUGUGGUCUGUGACUAUCCGAUACCCUAUGCCGUGGUCUGUGAGGAGGGCACGCUGUUCGACGUUGAGUCUCUGCAGUGCAAAGCCAACGAAAAUGCGAACUGUAUAUUUGUAGAGUAUUGAAUACAAACUAUUCCACACUCAAAUGUUUAGUUCCUUUUUAUAAACACUUAAAAGCAAUCAUAAAUAUAGAGAAUGCUCAUAUAUAAUGCAGGAUAUGGGCCUCUUA
Messenger RNA from Drosophila navojoa, 3635 nucleotides. RefSeq lists its product as uncharacterized. Gene Ontology annotation, cellular component: extracellular region. The record is from RefSeq and is a predicted model, not a curated record. Gene Ontology annotation, molecular function: chitin binding. Lineage: Eukaryota; Metazoa; Arthropoda; Insecta; Diptera; Drosophilidae.